This is a messenger RNA of Kuraishia capsulata CBS 1993, 1092 nucleotides long. RefSeq lists its product as uncharacterized. Lineage: Eukaryota; Fungi; Ascomycota; Pichiomycetes; Pichiales; Pichiaceae. Bases 1 to 1092 code for a protein of 363 amino acids. Gene Ontology annotation, cellular component: cell periphery; fungal-type vacuole. Gene Ontology annotation, biological process: positive regulation of catalytic activity. The transcript has a single exon. The record is from RefSeq and is a predicted model, not a curated record.
AUGCUUACACAUUCCAGUGUGCCAUCCAGUUCAGAACCGCCAUCCGAGACCGCGGGAGCGACGGUAUCCGCACAGCCUGGAAGCGCCCAAUCAGAUGGAACAAGACUGUCUGAAGCUCCACACGAGUUCGGUUCUAAAGUGAUGAGCGACCAUAAACCACAGUAUCGACAAGUUUUACAGCCUGUACCGAUGUAUGUGCUGGACAGGUUGAGCAAACCGCAUUUUAAGGAUGGAGAGCAAGCUGAGAGCAACGAAGAUCCGUUCGUGGAAAGCAUGAAGGGAGACUGGAGACAAUUAUUAAGCACCAUCAACGAGAGGCAGGCAUACUCGGGAGACUUGGUGACACAUGAAGACACUUUCCCGUAUGAAAUACCGAAUUUGGAAGAGAAAUGGGGUGGGGACAGACGGUUGAUGCGGGCUUUAAAUAGUGAUGUGGAGUCGGAAUACGGAGAAGAGGAAGAGAAUUCCAAGCGGAAAAGAGGCUAUGUGUUCACAAGAAUAUUUGAUCUUCGUUCAAAAGCGCGAUACUGGAUGUCGCCAGAGAAGCGGAAAGAUUGGAAGCCAGCGCUGUUCCAAAUACUGUUGACGAACUCGUUUGUGCCGUUGUUGCUACGGCAGUUCACAUUUGCCCUAUCGGUCAUUGCACUGGGUUUGGCUGGAAGAAUUGAAUAUUCCACCCGGAACUUUGAUGUUCCGCAGCAACCCAGUUCUAUUAUGGUGCUGUGCGUCCAAUCAUGUGCAAUUAUCUACCUGUGCUACAUCUCAUAUGACGAGUUCACCAGUCAGCCUCUGGGACUGAGAGACCCCACCGCGAAAAUCAGACUCAUUCUGCUGGACCUCCUGUUUAUCAUAUUUUCCUCUGCGAAUCUGGCAUUGGCGUUCAACACACUUUACGACAACAGAUGGGUGUGUGAAGUAGGCACCGCAGCAUCAACCGAAACCACUUCAAUGUCUGUUUGCGACAGACAAAGGACUUUGGCGGCGUUUCUAUUCAUCAUACUUUGCAUGUGGGUGCUUGUUUUUACUGUGAGCAUCUUCCGUGUGGUUCAAAUCUUUUCGAAAAAUCACGUCAGGCCCGGCAGGUUGAAGUGA